GAGCCUGUGUUCUGUGCCCAAGCUUCAUGCAGAGGCAGCUACAAGAAGCCAUGGCAGAAACAAGCCUUGUGCAGACAAUCCUACAGAGUGCAGCAGCAGGUUUUGCUUUUGGAGAAGCUGCAUUAUUUGCAGUGGAGCCCUCACUGACUGAAGAUGGGGUCCUGCUGACUGCUGCAACCCUGGCUGCUGGACGUGCCGGUUCCACCGGGGUCGGUGUGGUGUCAGCGUGCCUCUUGUUCACCUCACUGCUCAUUUCUCUGGGAAGUGGUUUUCUCCUUGCUGCCAUGGUGAUGAAGCUGUUGAAUAAAGUUGGAGCGAGGUUGCCGUGGUUAGAAGAGGCCACGACAGGAGCCUCUGUUGUGCUUGGUGCUGUCACUACUGGAGUGUUAGCUGGCGUCCUUCCACCAUGGAUCUGCAUCGCAGCACAAGGCAUUCUGGUCCUUGUAGUCUACUCAUACUCCAAUAUCAACGAUAUGACCACAGCUCUGUUGAUCAUCUUCACCACACUCUACCUGAGUGUCCUGUAUGGAAGAAUGGGAGUCAUGGUUGGGCUCUUUGUCAUGGGAUUGACCAUAUCCGUGCUUUGUGCACUUCGAAAGGCUAUGACUGAAAGAAUGACCCAAAAACCAAAAUCCAAAAGCGGGUGCAAACUUCUGGAAAGGAUUUUCUUCUACUCUGUUUUUGUGGGCAUACUGGGAUUUUCAAUAGGUUUAGGGGCAGGUGGAGCAGGAGAAGGGUCUGAAGCGGAGGUGGUUUUGAUGCUGCAGUCGGUCCUCUGGGUUGCGUAUCUGUCUGCGGGCCUGCUCGGAGCUGGUCUAGGAACAGUGGCCACGGUUGGACUUGGGCCAGAGGUAGCUGGAAAGGUCGCUUUGGGAGCUGCCAUAAUAUCAUCCGUUUCUCUUAGAGCCAUCCUGCAUUUAAGCUCUUCUCUAGGGUCCCGUAGCAGCAUGGGGGGAACAUUAGGAGCGGCUACAGCUGCGGGAGUGUCGCUUGGAGCUGCAAGCGUUGCAGCAAAACUGGCGUUUGGUUCUAGAAAUACAAUGUUAGCAGCUUUAGGUUCAGUUGUUGUUGGUGCACUUCUAUCAAUGCUAGGUGUAGCUGUGAAAUCGACUCCCCUAACAUUGUCAGAAAUUUUACAAAUCGCCCUUGUUGCAGUAGCUGCAUUUGUCCUGGGUGCACCAAAGAGUCCGUUCAACACUAAGGUGAAUCUACAAACGGGCCUUCUCACGGGGCCAGAGCUAAUUAAAGGAAUCGGCAUGGAGACGGUCACCGCAGCAGCAGCACCUAUCGGAGCCGGGGCACUUGGGGCUGCAGCGCUGGGUACUGCAGCUCUGGGGAGGCUGGGGGCUGUGGGAGUUUUGGUGGCUAUAGUGUUGGCUUUGGGAAGUGCUCUCAGUGGCUUGAUGGGAAAAUCACCGCAGACAACCAACACACACACAGACUGAUGGAAGCGCUUAGAUCUGGGGACAAACACUAAGAGUGCAUGUGUGUGCAUAUUCAUGUUUUUGCAUUAUUGCAUAUUCAAACUGACAUAAAAUGAUAAUACCACAUCAAAUGUGAGCUUAUUUUAAUCAGAUUUUCUUUUUAUAUUGAUCAAACUUGAAAAUUGUGUCAUAAAUGUACAAUGCAGUCUAAAAGUGUUUGAAUACAAUUAUAAUACAUUUUAUCCAAGCAUGUGUUUGUGUAUUUAUUUAUUUACUAAAAUAUUGAAAUUUUGGAAAAUUGUGUCUACACUGAAAAUGUACAGCAAAUUUAGUUUUCAAAUUACUUAUUGCAGGUAGAUAUGGUUUAGGGUGUCUUUGCAUACAGAACGUUUUAUUUAAUAUACAUUUCAGGUUACUUCUUUUAAUCAAAUGUACCUAUUGGAAUGCUAAAUUACAUGUUUGUAUUUUUUUAAUGUGAUAGCUUAUAAAAAAUGUGUUGGUACUGGUAUUUAAAAAAUUGGAAUAUACAUUUUUUUUUUUAAAGAGUGGAUGUAAUAAUCCUUCUUUCUCACUAAUUCACACCAGCAUUGCCACACUUCCCAAGACAUGUUUGCAAGUUGGUAGUCACUUUGGCUUCAUCUUAGCAACAGUAACAGAGGACUAGCUGUUUAGAAACAAGAGGGGGAGGGUGGGAGGAGAGAGAAACGAAGAAUAACAUCAGAAAACAGAAGAGCAUCUUGAAGUACAGUCUGUUGUGCAGAUCGUACCACAGUUAGGAGAAAUAUGGAGCUGUGCAUUAGAAUAAGAUGCACUUUUGCCUAAUAAUGCCCUCUCUGAGAACAUUAUAUGUUGCGUGCAAAUGGAUAUCCAACUGUGGCUCAGGGUUUUGUUGGUCUACCAUGGCAGCACAAAGGACUGCAGCAGCAAGGAAGAAGACGUUUUUCCACUGAAGCAGCCUGGGGAGGAGCAGCAUCUUCAUAACUGUGAAGUACUUUAAAGGAAGUUAUUGACGCCAUAAAAAUGAAGAAGGUGUUAUGCCUGAUGUAGCCUAAAACUCCCUGGGAUGUUAUUGUUGUUUGCACUAAAAUGGUUUUCAUUACCAUGGAUUAAUUUUUGCCAAAAAAAAAGAGUUUCACAAUGUUGUUACUUGUGAUACUUUUCCAUGGAUUUUGGCAUUAAUAGACAGUAUUACUUGAUGAACCAUCAGGAUAACCUUAACUAAACCAACAUGUCUUUGAAUCGGGUCCACACGGCAGACAUGGAGCAGUCUGCAGAGUACUCAAUGGAGUAUUCAGUGCAGGUUCCCAGUGACCCGGGUCACGAUGGGCCUCGAUCCAGUGAAGUGACCGUGAUCCAGUCAAGAUGCUGCCGCUGCCUGCCGCGCGCGGUGCGACUCGCUUUUGCGCCAGAGUCACUGGAGAGAAUUUACCAGAACUACUUCCGCAGACAGAGACAACAGAACCUUCUCGUGCUGGCGUUGUUGGCCGCUCUUUUCAACAGCUUCAUCAUCAUCAUGUGCGCUGUGGUGUACACUCAUGACAAACUGUCCAUGGUGGUGGUUGCAGCGGUGGGGCUGUCUGCGGACGCGGUGCUGUACGCGCUGUGCCGGCUGCAGAAACUGCCCGAGUCACCGGUGGCGCGCGGAGCAGUGCCGUACAUACUGUGGCUGAUGAUCAACGUGCACGUUUUGUGUUACAUUUGUCUGAACUAUGAGCGUUUCUCCCAAGGAAGUGACUCUGUGGGCUGGCAGGCCUUUUUCACUUUCUCCAGCUUUCUGACGCUACCGCUGAACUUGGUGCCGCUGCUUCGUCUCACGGCCCUCUCAUCUGGAAUACAUACCCUGGUCCUGGGGGUGACUGUGGCUCAAAGGUUUCAAGAUGACCUGCAGGGGCCCAUGCUGGUUAGACAGCUCUUAGCCAACAUGAUGCUGUACCUGUGCUCAGCCUUGGUGGGUGUGAUGUCAUACUACAUGGCGGACAGGAAGUACAGGACAGCUUUUUUGGAGGCCCGUCAGUCACUACAGGUCAAACUCACACUGGAGGAGCAGAGCACCCAGCAGGAAGAACUCUUACUGUCCAUCCUGCCCAAGCACAUCGCUGAUGAAAUGCUGCAGGGCAUGAAAGACCAGGCCAGUGAGCACAAUGGCCAGCAGCAGCAGCAGUUCAACACCAUGUACAUGUACCGCCAUGAAAACGUCAGUAUCCUGUUUGCUGACAUAGUGGGCUUCACCCAGCUAUCCUCUGCCUGCAGCGCCCAGGAGCUCGUAAAGCUGCUCAAUGAACUGUUCGCCCUCUUCGAUCAACUGGCAGAAGACCAUCACCAACUAAGGAUUAAGAUCCUUGGAGACUGUUACUAUUGCAUCUGCGGUCUUCCUGAUUUCAGAGAUGACCAUGCUGCCUGCUCCAUAAAUAUGGGCCUUGCAAUGGUGGACGCAAUAUCGUAUGUACGAGAGAAGACUAAAACUGAAGUGGACAUGCGUGUGGGCGUCCACACAGGCACCGUUCUGGGAGGAGUGCUGGGGCAGAAGAAGUGGCAGUUUGACGUUUGGUCCACAGAUGUCACUGUAGCCAAUAAGAUGGAAUCUGGGGGGAUUCCUGGGAGAGUGCAUAUUUCCCAGACCACCAAAGACAGUUUGCUCGGAGGUUUUGAACUGGAGCCGGGGGAGGGUGGAGAGAGGUGCGAGUACCUGCUGGAGAAAGGUAUCGACACCUACCUGGUGAUGGUGCCUAAAGAGGCUGUGAAUGGGCUCAAUGGAAAUAAUCCAGGGAUGUUGUCAAACAGAAAUUCAAACCAGUUGAUCAACACUACAGUAACAAAUGGGAAUGCAGCCUCACCCCAAAUCACACGCACUGAUUCUACACAGGAGAAGAAUAAGACGGCUGAAGAACAAGUGAUCAACAAACAACUGCAGCAGGAGCUGCUGGAGAGAGAAUCAGAGCAAAUAAUGAAGGAUCACCGGAUCAACCCUGUGUCGUUGCGUUUCGUGGAUGGAAAGUUGGAGGAGCAGUACUCCUCAGAGAAGGAGAAGCGGAGCGGGGCAGCCUUCUGCUGCUGCAUCAUCGUGCUCUUCUUCAUUACAGCAAUGGAGGUGUUCAUAGACCCACUGUUGGCUGUGAACUAUGUGACUUUCACAAUAGGGGAGGUAUUGCUGCUCAUCCUCACGGUGUGCUCCCUGGCUGCCAUCUUCCCAAGGAUGUUCUCCAAGAGGCUGGUGUCUUUCUCAGUGUGGAUCGAUCGCACACGUUGGGCCAGAAACACCUGGGCCAUGGCGGCCAUUUUUGUUCUAACCAUGGCUGUGAUCGCUGACAUGCUGAGCUGUGCACCUCCGUCCCUUCAAAUCUUCAACAGCACUUCGGGCCCUGUGUUGGAGUCACUUGGGUACCGAGGCUGUGCGCAAAACCCCAAACACUACAGCUUCAUGGCUGUGAUGUCACUUAUUGCCACCGCUAUGUUGGUCCAGGUCAGCCACCUUAUUAAACUGGGACUCAUGGUGCUGGUCGUCACAGCAACUGGAGCGGUUAAUAUCUACAGCUGGAGGGAGAUUUUCGACCUGUAUGACUAUAUACAGUUUGCCUCGUACAGAACAUCCAUAGUGCCUUCCAAGUACCUCAUGACCAUGAUGAUCAUUGUGAUGAUGAUUGGCUUAUACUACUUUGCCCGCCAUUUGGAGCAUCAAUCCAGGAAGAUGUUUCUGUGGAAGGUAGGCGUGCAUGACCAGAAGGAGAGGGUGUUUGAAAUGAGACGCUGGAACGAAGCACUGGUCACCAACAUGCUGCCGGAGCAUGUGGCCAAGCACUUCCUGGGCACUAAGAAAAGAGACGAGGAGCUGUACAGCCAGUCCUACAACGAAGUAGGUGUGAUGUUUGCUUCCAUCCCCAACUUUUCUGAUUUCUACACUGAAGAGGGCAUCAACAACGGCGGCAUCGAGUGUCUAAGGAUUCUAAAUGAAAUAAUCUCAGACUUUGAUAGUUUACUGGACAGAGAUGAGUUCCGCUUCAUCACUAAGAUCAAGACAAUAGGAAGCACCUACAUGGCCGCAUCAGGACUCACUCCGGAGAGCAACACCAAUGACUACAGCAAGCGCAAGCCAGAGGAACAGUCCCUGGUCGAGCGCUGGCAGCACCUCGCUGACCUGGCAGACUUUGCCUUGGCUAUGCAAGUCACCCUCAACAACCUCAAUAAACAGUCCUUCAACAACUUCAUGCUCCGAAUAGGCCUGAAUAAGGGGGGAGUGUUGGCGGGGGUGAUAGGAGCUCGUAAACCUCACUAUGACAUCUGGGGUAACACGGUUAAUGUGGCCAGCAGAAUGGAGUCAACUGGAGUGAUGGGAAACAUCCAGGUGGUAGAGGACUGCUAUGACAUCCUGAAGGAGUACAGCUUCCGUUUUAUCCGAAGAGGGCCUAUAUUUGUCAAAGGGAAAGGGGAGUUGCUCACCUUCUUCAUGAAAGGAAAAGACAAACCCAGUAAAAAUGGCGGUCCGAUGACCACUACCUUACCACACCAAGUUUUGGACCUUUGAAAAUGGUCCACUGUGUGAAAAGCUGUUAGGGAUAAGCCUGAGCAGAAGAUUACUUACAUAGAUCUUUUUCAUAAUCUCUGUAGCAAUGUAAAGCAUAUGAAAGUAGACAAACACAACACAUAAUAUGCUAUUCAACUAGGGAUAAAACUGGUUCUGUAUAAUUGGAGAUAAUUCAGGUGUAGGUGAAAUUCUCACAGAAUUUGUUCAUUAAAAAUGUUAUCAUUUGUGAAUCAUGGAGUCCUAUAACAAUUCAAGCUUGGAACAGACUUGUAAAUUAUUUUCUUUUGUUGUUUUGCCUUGAGCUCAGGUUUUGUAAAAUAUCGUAGCUUAAUAACACUGUAUUUAUACUGUCAAUAAAUAUAUUUGUACUACA
This is a messenger RNA of Eleginops maclovinus (Patagonian blennie), 6316 nucleotides long. RefSeq names its product adenylate cyclase type 3-like. Gene Ontology annotation, molecular function: adenylate cyclase activity. The record is from RefSeq and is a predicted model, not a curated record. The transcript is spliced from 21 exons. Bases 2653 to 5943 code for a protein of 1096 amino acids. Gene Ontology annotation, cellular component: plasma membrane. Lineage: Eukaryota; Metazoa; Chordata; Actinopteri; Perciformes; Eleginopidae. Gene Ontology annotation, biological process: adenylate cyclase-activating G protein-coupled receptor signaling pathway; cAMP biosynthetic process; intracellular signal transduction.